This is a messenger RNA of Candida tropicalis MYA-3404, 2034 nucleotides long. Its product is annotated as biotin--[acetyl-CoA-carboxylase] ligase. Gene Ontology annotation, molecular function: biotin--[biotin carboxyl-carrier protein] ligase activity. Gene Ontology annotation, cellular component: cytoplasm. The record is from RefSeq and is a predicted model, not a curated record. The transcript has a single exon. NCBI's taxonomy places the organism in Eukaryota, Fungi, Ascomycota, Pichiomycetes, Serinales, Debaryomycetaceae. Gene Ontology annotation, biological process: protein modification process. The coding region runs from base 1 to 2034 and encodes 677 amino acids.
AUGAAUGUAUUAGUAUAUUCCGGUCCAGGAACCACCGCUGACGGUGUUAAAAAUUGUUUAGAUUCUUUACGAUUACAUUUAGCUUCGUACUAUGCUGUCCUCCCUGUUAAUGAAACUGUUUUGCUAAAUGAACCAUGGCAGAGAAAAACAUCUUUAUUGGUAAUCCCUGGUGGCGCCGAUCUACCAUAUUGCAAGACAUUCAACGGCAAGGGAAAUGAUUUAAUUUCGAAAUAUGUAAAACAAGGUGGUAAAUUUUUGGGUAUUUGUGCUGGUGGAUAUUAUGCCAGUGCGAGAUGUGAAUUCGAGGUCGGGGAUCCUAAAAUGGAGGUCUCUGGACCAAGAGAAUUGGCUUUUUAUCCUGGAACCGCAAAAGGCGCUGCAUUUAAAGGAUUUGUUUAUGAGCUGCAUGUUGGAGCAAGAGCCGCUAAAAUACUGGUAAACACAAGUGCGUUACCAGGAUGCCCAGCUGAAGUUUUCAACUAUUUCAAUGGAGGGUGUAUAUUUGCUGAUGCUGGUAAAUACAAGAACGUUGAAAUUUUGGCCAAGUAUGAUGAAGAAACUGAUGUUGAAGACACUGACAAAGCAGCAGCUAUUUAUCGAAAGUUCGGUAAAGGUGAUGUUAUUUUGAGUGGUACUCACCCGGAAGCUAUUGCUCAUUCAUUAAAACCCAGAGAAACAGAUGGGCCAAAUUAUCCUGGUGUAGUAGCAAAGUUGCAAGAAACUGACCACAACAGAAGAGUGUUUCUUAAGGAAUGUUUAAAAAAGUUGGGUCUUCGUGUUUCAGAGAAUGUCGACACAACAAUUCCACGAGUUACCCCAAUGUACGUGGUUUCCCCUUACGAUAACAAAGUCAGAGAUAUCUAUACUACCUUGAAAGAAAACUUGAAUUUGAAAGACGAAUUGUUUCAGGAUCAUAAUGACAACUUUGUGUUUGUUGACGAAUCCAGAGAAGACUAUGAUGCUAUUGAAGAUGAUAGUGGGUACGACGAAGAUGAUCCAACCAAGUCAACAAAAUAUAUCAACUUCUUGACUUCAAAAACUAUCCCAACAAACAAAAUGGUGCACCAUUUUAACCUUGAGAAAUAUUUCAGUUCCUUGAACACAUUGUCUAACGGCAAUGCUGGUGAGAUUGGUAGCGUUUUGGGAUACUCGGAAGUCAUUACUUCAACCAACACUAUCUUGGACAAGAAUCCGCUAUGGUUGGAACAUCUUCCUCAUGGGUUAACUUUAACUGCAUCAACCCAGAUUGCUGGUAGAGGAAGAGGUGGUAAUGUGUGGGUAAAUCCAAGAGGUGUUCUUGCCACAUCUAUUCUUUUCAAAGUCCCUUCUUCUCCGACUUCUUCUUCAACGGUUAUUACUUUGCAGUAUUUAUGUGGAUUAGCAUUCAUUGAAGCCAUCUUGGGUUACGGAAGCACAUUUCCAGGUAAAGGUGUCGGGUAUGAAGAUAUGCCUGUUAGGUUAAAGUGGCCAAAUGAUAUUUUCAUAUUGAAACCAGAAUAUUUCAAGGAAUUAAAGGACAAAGACGAUGUCAGUUCCACUGUGGAUGGAGACGAUGAAAAAUUUAUCAAAAUUUCAGGAGCAUUGAUUAAUUCCCAAUUCAUCAACGGGACAUUUUACUUGGUCUGGGGUGCCGGUGUAAAUGUAUCAAAUCCAGCACCAACAACUUCCUUAAACUUGGUCUUGCAAAAAUUGAACGCCAUUCGUGAGAAACAUGGCCUAGCUUCAUUGCCAGAUUAUGAACCAGAAUUGUUACUCGCCAAGAUCACUCAUACGAUAGAUCAGUUCUAUACCGUGUUUAAGAAAUCAGGAUUAACUCCAUUUUUGCCAUUGUAUUAUAAGCGUUGGUUCCACUCAAACCAGUUGGUAAACGUUGAUAAUGGGUCUGGUCAAAGAAGUUGUAUCAUAAAAGGAAUAACACCUGAUUAUGGAUUGUUGAUUGCUGAAGAUGUACGCAAUCAUGAAGUUUUACAUUUGCAACCAGAUGGUAAUUCGUUUGAUAUAUUCAAAGGUUUAGUGUACAAAAAGAAUACAUAG